AUGCCAUUGAGGGAUUUAAUCUGCUGGAACAUCAUGUUAAAUGCAUAUUCUCACAAGGAAAGCACAAAGGAGACAGUUGAAAUGUUCAAUUCCAUGCCUGCACACGAUGUAAUUUCGUGGACUACUAUGGUAUUUACAUAUGCUUCUUCUGGGCAAAUUAGUUUAGCAAAAAAAAUGUUUGAUGCAAUGCCAGAAUGGGAUGCUGUGUGUUGGGCUACAAUGUUGUCUGCAUUGGCACAAUUCUUGAAAUUUACCGAAGUUCAAAAUAUGAUUCAAGAUGUUCCUCUGCAAGAUUUAUUUGCAAGAAAUGCAGUUCUUUUAGCACUUGCCCAAAUGGGGCAUUUUGUUUGUGCCGAACAAAUGUUUCAGAAAAUGGAAAAGCGGGACAUUGUGUCAUGGAACACGAUGCUUAAGGUGUAUUCCGGUGCUGGAGAGCUUCACAAAAGCAAGCGUGCUUUUGAUACCAUGCCACAGCACAACUUGGUCUCGCUGAAUUCCCUGCUCUCUCUAUAUUCUCUCCACGGGCAUGUAGAACUUGCGAAAGAAGUCUUCAGCUCCUUACCGCAGCAAAGCUUGAUGUCGUUUACAACCAUGAUAAAUCUCUACGCCCAUCUUGGAGACAUUGACAAUGCCAAGGUGUUGUUUGAUCAGAUGCCUGUUCAUGACUCUGUUGCAUCAAAUGCAAUGUUGUGUGCUUAUGUCCAAAACAACAAUCUUCUUAAAGCCAGGGAAAUUUUUAACAGCAUGGCCUAUAGAGAUUUUGCAUCAUGGACAACCCUCAUGUCGGCAUACUCUCAAGAUGGCAAUGUUCUCGAAGCUAGGCAUCUGAUGUCUCAGAUCCCAUGCUUCAACAUAGUGGUUUGCAAUGUAAUAUUAUCUUUUGAUUUGUUAGAAAAAUCAAAACAUCUGUUUGAUACCAUGCCGCAGAGGGACAUAGUGACGUGGACGACUAUGAUCAGCAGAUAUGCCCAGGCUGGGCAUAUCAACGUUGCCAACUUUCUCUUUGAGACAACACCUCAACACAAUCUAGUGACAUGGAAUGUCUUGCUAGAAGCUUAUUACUCACAAGGCUCCGUUGUUCAUAUUGGAAAUCUGUUUUCUAGAAUGCCUAUAAAGGAUCUUGUGUCCUGGAAUCUUGUCUUGACAGCAUAUGCCUCAUUUGGGCAUUUGCGAGAUGCUUUCGGCAUUUUUGCCGGGAUGCCCAGAAAGGAUCUGGUAUCCUGGACAGCCAUGCUGGCAGCAUAUUCUAACAACGGCAGCCCGGACGAUGCCUUCUACGCAUUUAACCUCUUGGUUUUCGAGGGGCAUCUUCCGGACGAGGCAUGCUUCACGUCCUACUUAGCCGCGUGCGUUAAUCUUGGCGACGUAAAUCGUGCCAGAUCUUGCCUCGCGUCUCUCACAAGUGAUUACAGCCUAACACCUUUGAAGCUCCACUUCUCAUGCAUCAUUGGAGUGCUAUGCCGGACUUUCAAUUUCGCAAAGUCCCUGGAGCUAAUGGAAGCCAUGCCUUUCGUGCCCGAUGUUUUAGACUGGACGUGCUUGCUUGGAACAUCAACUAGCUACACGAAUAAUCUGUUAAAAAGGUGA
This is a messenger RNA of Selaginella moellendorffii, 1587 nucleotides long. RefSeq names its product pentatricopeptide repeat-containing protein At4g02750-like. Gene Ontology annotation, biological process: RNA modification. Bases 1 to 1587 code for a protein of 528 amino acids. Gene Ontology annotation, molecular function: protein binding; RNA binding. The record is from RefSeq and is a predicted model, not a curated record. The transcript has a single exon. NCBI's taxonomy places the organism in Eukaryota, Viridiplantae, Streptophyta, Lycopodiopsida, Selaginellales, Selaginellaceae.